AUGGGAUCGAAUCAGGGACCCUUGCUUAAGAAAAGGUUCUAUCAAGUCAAAAUUAAAAGCCUAGAGGUUGCUAGUUUGCAAGAAUUGGGGCAAUUGAUGGAUCAGCUCCAACAUCAAGCUUUCCGCAAGGCCUAUGAGAAGAUUUGGGAUCUAGCUAUGAUAGAAGUCUCUGUCGAAGCCAUUGCAUCCCUCACUCAGUAUUACAAUCAGCCGCUAAGGUGCUUCACGUUUAGGGACUUUCAACUAGUGCCGAUUGCGAGGAUAGCCAAGGUAGUCAGAAUCUGGGCGCAAGAGUUGGACCGAGAAAAACAAAACAGAAAUGGGAUAGUCGAAAUACCAAGGAAGCAUUUGGAGGAAAAGCCGAAGGCGUUGGCAGAUCAAGGUGAAUGGGCUUCGUUCAUUGAUGUCUUGGCGCUAUUGGUAUUUGGAUUUGUCCUCUUUACAAAUGUGGAUGGGAUAGUGGACUUAGCGGCGAUUGAUGCCUUCCUUGCUUAUCACCAUAGCAUGGAGAGUCCGAUCAUUGCUAUUUUGGCCGAUGCCUAUGACACUUUCGAUCGAAGAUGCGAAAAGAGUGGCGCAAGGAUUGUUUGUUGCACACCAGCUCUUUAUGUGUGGCUAGUCUUGCACUUCUUUCGUCAUGAAGGUAGACCCGUUUGUCCCAUACAAGGUCACCGCUUGUGCGCCGAGAAAGGGAAGGAAAACUGGGAGCAACUCUUGGCUAGUGUGGUAGGGGGAUCCAUUAAUUGGUUCCCCCAAUGGAAGGAAGGAAGAGCCACAGUUUUAUCCUCAUGUGAAGGAUUCUCAAACGUCCCCUUGAUGGGAACGAGGGCUUGUAUCAAUUAUAAUCCCGUCCUUGCCAUUAGACAACUUGGCUACCCCAUGAGAGGAGCACCGUCAGAGGAAAGCAUCACACCUUUCAUCGCACGGGGUUUCAGGGACCCAAUGGGAGGAUACUUCAAGGAGUCCGCAAGGCGUGGGGCAUAG
This is a messenger RNA of Glycine soja, 984 nucleotides long. RefSeq lists its product as uncharacterized. The coding region runs from base 1 to 984 and encodes 327 amino acids. The transcript is spliced from 2 exons. The record is from RefSeq and is a predicted model, not a curated record. NCBI's taxonomy places the organism in Eukaryota, Viridiplantae, Streptophyta, Magnoliopsida, Fabales, Fabaceae.